AUGUCGGCUUCUCUGCGCGAACGGCGUGGGUCGAGCUCAACGGGAUCGGAAGGAGACGCACAUCUCGUUCUAGACAGAGCUCGAGAUGCACUUGACCAAGAGCAUUCCAUGACCCUAUGGUCGGCCAUCAAGAUGUAUCCAAAAGCCAUAGGCUGGUCUAUCCUGGCUUCAACGUGUUUAGUCAUGGAAGGCUAUGACUUGGCGGUCAUCUUCAGUUUCUUUGCUUUUCCAGCCUUCUCCAAGAAAUAUGGUCACCUUACUGCGGACGGAAGUUAUCAACUCACCGCAGCCUGGCAGACAGGUCUCACUAAUGGCACUUGUAUCGGCGAGAUGAUUGGUCUUGCCUUGACCGGUAUCUUUGCAGAUAAGUAUGGCCAGCGCUGGACCAUCAUCGGCGCCUUGGCCCUUAUAACAUGCUUUAUAUUUAUUACUUUCUUUUCUCCUAAUGUUCAUAUUCUUCUUGUUGGUCAGAUUCUUUGUGGCAUACCUUGGGGUGUGUUCCAGACCAUUACUCCUUCAUAUGCUGCUGAGGUGGUCCCGAUGGAGCUACGACCGUAUCUUACCUGUUAUGUAAAUCUAUGCUGGGUCAUGGGCCAGAUAAUAGGCUCUGGAGUGCUUCGAGCGCUCAUUAAUCGAAACGACGAGUGGGGAUACAGGAUCCCAUAUGCUUUGCAGUGGGUCUGGCCCAUUCCACUUGCUGUAGGCAUGUUCCUCGCGCCCGAAAGUCCUUGGUGGCUGGUCCGACAAGGUCGUGUCGAUGACGCGGAGAGAUCAGUGAACCGCUUGAUGAGCAGACAAGGCCAAAAGGCAUACGACAGCCAGAAAGCAGUGGCAGGCAUAAUACACACCAAUGAGAUGGAGAAACAAGUCACGCUUGGAACGUCAUAUAUGGACUGCUUCAAGGGCAUCGAGCUCCGUCGCACUGAGAUCUGUUGCAUGGUCUGGAUGAUCCAGAUUCUAUGUGGUGGAGGCAUCAUGGCCUUCUCGUCAUACUUUUUCGAACGCGCAGGACUGGAUGUCUCUUAUUCAUUCGACCUUUCAAUGGCACAAUACGGACUGGGCGCUGUCGGAGUUUUCAUCGCAUGGGGUCUGAUACCCUGGGUCGGACGACGAACAUUAUUCCUUGUGGGACAGAUCUUCAUGAUGAUCCUGUUGCUCAUCAUUGGAUUCAUUGGUGUAGGACCGAAGAGCCAGCCAUCGUCAUGGGCGACUGGGGCGUUGCUCCUGGUCUACGUCUUCGUCUACGACAUUACAGUUGGCCCACUAACCUACGCAUUUGUGGCAGAGAUUCCUUCAACCAGAUUACGGCAGAAGACGAUGGUGCUAGCACGAAACGCGUACCUGAUCGCGAACAUUGUCAACAACGUACUCACACCGCACAUGCUCAAUCCUACAGCAUGGAAUUGGGGACCAAAAACAGGAUUGUUCUGGGGUGGCAUAUGUUUUUUGACGAUUAUCUGGGCAUACUAUCGGCUGCCUGAACCUAAGGGGCGUACAUGCGCAGAGCUGGAUGAUCUGUUCGAGCGCAAGAUCCCAGCUCGGCAAUUUGCUACCACAGUAGCGAAUCCGUUCGAUGAUGGGCGGCGCAAUGGUUCGGUGGUUAGUGCCUUGAGGAGGCAAGAGGAGCGAAAGGCGCAAGCGAAUUGA
This is a messenger RNA of Aureobasidium melanogenum CBS 110374, 1647 nucleotides long. RefSeq names its product putative sugar transporter. Lineage: Eukaryota; Fungi; Ascomycota; Dothideomycetes; Dothideales; Saccotheciaceae. Bases 1 to 1647 code for a protein of 548 amino acids. The transcript has 5 exons. Gene Ontology annotation, biological process: transmembrane transport; carbohydrate transport. The record is from RefSeq and is a predicted model, not a curated record. Gene Ontology annotation, molecular function: carbohydrate:proton symporter activity. Gene Ontology annotation, cellular component: membrane.